CCAGAUUAAAUCCUCGGAGCAAGAGCUGACAGGUUCACAGGCACAAUCUCUCUUUCAGCUUGUUCUCCUGAUACUGUGCAAGAAACCCAACCAGUCAUUGACCUGAUAUGCUGAUGAACGAGAAUGUAAGCAGUGAUUGAGCGGGGUCAGACACUAAGCGACUGACUAACAAGCUUGUCAUUCUUUGAAUUCUACAAACAACUCAACAUGCCAGCGUUUUUUUUUCUUUUUAUUUCUCCUCCUCACCAAACUGUCAGACUCGAGAGAAGACAAACACUUUUAUUCAUUCUGUUAUUAAUCUUUAAAAAAGUUAAAGUUAUAAAUCACAGUGGACUUUUAUUUUGAAGGGCUUGCACAUAAGCGAGCAUGUGUUGUCCUGGAGGCCUUUUUAUUUGAGUCAUGUUUGGUAUAAACUAAUUACUGCUGAGAAUGGCAUGAUUCAGUCUCUUGAUUAGAAUGGCCUGACUAGAAAAAGAAAUGCCGUCAGCUCUGCGAACACACUGAAACGGCUUUUGUGCUUUCAUCAGUACAAAUUUGCCCUUUUUGUCAGACGAGAUGACAGUUUUUUUUUGUUUUUUUCUGCGUUGUGAUGUGUGUCCCCAGUGGAAAUCGGGGGCAGAGAUAAGGUCAGCCUGCUGGAUGGGGGAGAAGAGGGCAGGUUAAGCGUUUUCCGCUGAUGUGAGCGAGGAUGAAGCGUAUAAAUGUAGAGCUGUGAUGUUCACUUUGGUUCUUGGUACCUGCUCUAAGACAACACACAACCUCCUAACACAACAGGUGAGACUAGAAACCAUUGUUCUUCUUCUUUACUAACUUUUCAAGAAGGAUUUUCAUGUUUUUUUUAAGUCUUUUCUCGCUCUUUUUAAACUCCAGGCCAUCAUGGAAGCUGCCAUCUGCACCCUUGUCGCCCAAUUUAAGUCGUACGCUGGGAAAGAUGGUGCCUCCAGCACCCUGAGCAAAGAAGAGUUUCAAAACCUGGUGAUCGCUCAGCUGCCCAACUAUGUCAAGGUAAACCUUAGGACUUCCUCUCAGUCUUUUUAUCUGUAAUUCAUCAAUAUAACAACCUCAGCAACCACAGAAAGAGAGAAGUGAUUUAUGAUGCAACCAUAAACCAUAAAUCACACAUAUUACUGUUGAUUUUUUAAAUGUAUUUACUUCAAACUCAUCAAAAUCUCCUUUUACUGCUUUAAUUUAACAGAUUACUUAGAUUACACAAACUGUCUUAGACAUUACAUUCAGUAUUUAAUCAUAAUCUUUGAUGUUGUGUUGUAGUCUUGUCACAAAUUGAUGCUGUGUGCCUGCAAAAUAAGUCAUGAUAAGCUCUUACACCGCAGAAUUAAAGCUUAUUUUCUUUGCUAACUCGUCAAAUAUUGUUUCCUCUGAAGAAAAUUUAUGAUGAUAUCCUAAAUAAGCAUUAAUCAAAAUAUAUUUAAUGUCUUCUAGCAGCUGAAUUUGCUGGAUAAAAAUGUAUCCUGUGGGAUUUUCAGUCGAAAUUUAAGCCAAAGCUGUUUCUAAGACAAUGAAUUACUAGAAAAUAUUCAACAUUUUUAUUGAUUUAUCUUUAAUGACUUGAUUUCUCAUCACUUAGCUCAAAGUCUUUAAGUGUGAUGAGGGAUUUGCUCUUCUUUUAAGUGUGAAUGAUCAUGUCUGACAGAAAUCAGAUGCUGUUUGUUUGUUUGUGUAUCAAUAUGACGGAUAUAUGAAGAAACAGUUUGAAGGACAAGGUUUGAGUCCUGUUUUUAACAUUUUUCCAGCGUUAAAAAUAUCAUCAAACACAAAAUAGACACGAAGAAUUUUAUAUGGCUGUUAAUAAAUUGACUGUUUAGUUAUAUUUGUUCCUGCAGUUAACCAUUAGAUGGCAGGACAGUCUUACAGAGUGUGUGUUGUUGCAGCUCAGAGUGAUUUAGCAAUGAUCAGUCUCCCCUCUCUGUCUUUCUCUCUCUCUGUUAAUUUCUGUGAUUGCCUGCAGAACGCAAGCGACCCCAAGGCCAUCGAGGAGCUCAUGGGCUCGCUGGAUGAGAACAACGACGGCGAGCUGACAUUCUCCGAGUUCUGGCAGCUGAUUGGAAAUCUGGCGAGCAAACAAGGGGGCUUCACUCAGUAGAAAAAAAUGUCUUUGAGCUUGAUUGUGCAACACCGACCAAUCCACUCGGUUUCAUCCUUCCAGCAUUGUUUUAUCACUCCAUCAGCGCUACAUGUGUGACUCUUGGGUUAACCAUUUCCUGAAUGCAGAGAACUUUGAAUUAAAGGCGUCUUUGUCUUGAAACCAAAGCCACCAACACUGAGCUGUCUCCUGUCAUUCAUUCACAGCAUUAUAUGAUAUCCAGGCCGCACCACCUUGAUUUCGGGGGCUGUAAUCCUAUAUGUGUCACUGCUGCUUCAACUAAGAC
This is a messenger RNA of Xyrichtys novacula (pearly razorfish), 2387 nucleotides long. NCBI's taxonomy places the organism in Eukaryota, Metazoa, Chordata, Actinopteri, Labriformes, Labridae. The record is from the annotation of a GenBank genome assembly.